This is a messenger RNA of Trichobilharzia szidati, 446 nucleotides long. The record is from the annotation of a GenBank genome assembly. Lineage: Eukaryota; Metazoa; Platyhelminthes; Trematoda; Strigeidida; Schistosomatidae.
UGUUAAUCGCAAAUUGCCUGAAAGUAAUAUCAGAAUAAAUAAUAAUUUUAAUUUGGGGAAGAAAGCUAUGCCACAUGGAAAGAAUGAAACGAUUGAGGAGAUAUCGAAAAUUCCUUCAGAUGAACAUAGUGCUUCAAUAACACGAAGAAAUACUGCUGAACGUAUUAGUGUAUUUAGUUGGAAAGAUGAUAGUUGUUUCAGUGUUUCAGAAAAUACAAAAUCUAGAGAUUUUAGACGAAAACGUUAUAAACGACAGAAAGGUGAAUAUACAGUUGCUAAAGAUCCAACACCAGAAGCAUUACGUGAAUUGAUAGGUCCACCACAAGAUCAUGAUAAUGAAAAUGUUAACGGUUAUAUUAACACUAAAGAAAAUAAGAAGCAAUAACUAACCAACCGAAAAUGGAACUUCAUGAACACUUCAAUCAUACUGACUUUGUUUUCUAGUU